GGCUUCUGCCCCUCCUGGCUUGGGUAGGUUGCUGGUGACGUGGAAGUGAGAGGCCCAAGGGAGACCCCGUCUCUAGCCGUGCGGUGGCCGAGGUGACCACGGGGUAGGGUCUCAGCUCCGCAUCGGGCUGGGUGGUCAGGUCCUCCCCGCCCGCCUCCUGCUCAUCUCCAGGGACAACAUUAACCUUCCCUGCCACCAUACUCCCCCGCCAGGGCACAGUCCAGGUGCAGCCUACAGACCAGAGCACCCCCUGGGGACAUGCGGUGGAGAGCCCGGCCACAGCCAGCACCUGCCAGGCACCCAGGGUCCCCAAGGGAACCGCCCCCUCAGCUCCUCUGGGGCACACCCCGGGGCGGAGAGGUUUGGAGAGUCGAACUGCCAGACUCAGGGAUGGCUUUGGUUUGAGAGAAGGAAAAUGGUUAAGCUUCUGGACUUUGGAAUCAGGGUCAGGGUCACAGGCCUGUGCAGGGCCUGUAGUGAGUGGAACCCCUUAAUCCUUUCUUCAGUCUCUGUUCAAGCUCACCCGCCUCCUGGCCCACUAGCCCUUGAUUAUGUCUGCGCCCACAUGCCCUCCUGGGUGCUCUUGAUCCCCCAGAAGGUGUAGCCAAACCCAGGAAUCUCUGCUGAUAAGAAUGACCGAGUGACUUGCUGUCUGUGCCAAAUUAAACGGGGUUUUCUUCCAUCCAUGCACUAGGGCGGAGAUGUUGCUGUUGAUUUCCACAUUCCUGCUGCUGGCCUCCACUCCAGGGUCUUGGGCUCGGAAUGUGAGACAGCAGAGUGACACCUGGGGCGUCUGGGGCGAGUGGAGCCCCUGCAGCCGGACCUGUGGAGGAGGCAUCAGCUUCCGGGAGCGCCCCUGUUACUCCCAGAGGAGAGAUGGAGGCGCCAGCUGCGUGGGCCCGGCGCGCAGCCACCGUACCUGCCACACCGAGAGCUGCCCAGACGGCAUGCGGGACUUCCGGGCGGAGCAGUGUGCAGAGUUCGACGGCACCGACUUCGAGGGCCGGCACUACCGGUGGCUGCCCUACUAUGCUGCCCCAAACAAGUGUGAACUGAACUGCAUCCCCAAGGGGGAGAACUUCUACUACAAGCACAGGGAGGCCGUGGUGGACGGGACACCCUGCAAGCCCGGCAAGCGGGACGUCUGUGUGGACGGCAUCUGCCGAGUUGUUGGCUGCGAUCACAAGUUAGACUCGACCAAGCAGGAGGACAAGUGUCUGCAGUGUGGAGGUGAUGGCUCCACCUGCUACCCGGUCACAGGAACCUUUGACGCCGAUGACCUCAGCAGAGGCUACAACCAAAUCUUCAUCAUUCCUUCUGGGGCCACCAGUAUUCGCAUCGAGGAAGCUGCGGCCAGCAGAAAUUUCCUGGCCGUGAAGAGCGUCCAUGGAGAGUACUACCUCAACGGGCACUGGACCAUUGAGACAGCCCAGGCUCUGCCAGUGGCCAGCACAGUCCUGGAGUACGAAAGGGGCGUGGAGGGGGACCUGGCCCCCGAGCGGCUCCGGGCACGGGGCCCCACCUCAGAGCCCCUGAUCAUCGAGCUCCUCAGCCAGGAACCCAACCCAGGCGUGCACUAUGAGUACUACCUGCCGUUGAGUGACCUCAGCCAAGGCUUCAGCUGGAGCCACGGCUCCUGGAGCGACUGCAGCGCUGAGUGCGGAGGAGGUCACCAGUCUCGCCUGGUGUUCUGUACCGUUGACAACGAGGCCUACCCGGACCACAUGUGCCAACACCAGCCACGGCCAGCCCACCGACGUUCCUGUAAUCCUCAUCCUUGCCCAAAGACCAAGCGGAUCUCUUUCCUGCACCGGCCGGGAGCAUGGCGCCAUUCUGGGGCCCAGCAUGUGUGUAGGAACAGCUGGAAGGUAGGACCGUGGACACCCUGCUCAGUCUCCUGUGGGGGUGGAUUCCAGUCUCGCCCUGUCUACUGCAUCUCCUCAGAUGGGGCUGGAGGCCAGGAAGCUGCGGAGGAGAUCCAGUGUGCAGGUCUACCUGGGAAGCCCUCUGCCACACAGGCUUGUAACCUGCAGCGCUGUGCAGCCUGGAGCGUGGAGCCCUGGGGAGAGUGUUCCGUUACCUGUGGAACUGGCAUCAGGAAGAGGAGUGUCACCUGCCGGGACGCCAAGGAGUCUUUGGUCCACGCUUCAGCAUGCUCCUUGAAGGACCAGCCACCCCCCACCGAGCCCUGUGUGCAAGAGGCCUGUCCUGUACUCCGUGGCCAGGCCUGGCAUGUGGGCGUGUGGAGUCUAUGCUCGAAAAGCUGUGGUUUGGGAACUCGGAGGCGACGCGUCACCUGUGCCAUUGGGCCGCCUGGUCACUGUAGGGACCUGCAGUCGUCCAAGCCUGCGGAGGUGGAGCCCUGCAACAGACAGCCCUGUCAUCUUCCUCAGGAGGUCCCUAGCAUACAGGACUCACGGACCCGCCCCUCAGACCCCAGGAUGCCUUUAGGCCCUCAAGUGUCCCCAGUCUCAGAUGCGAGAGACCAGCGAUGGACUGCCCAGGAGCGACCCAGGGCCCAGAGUAAUCCCCGGGAAGGCCCAGACCCCCACCAGUCAGCUGCAGGCCGGGUCCCCUCUCUGCAGCACCCUCCACACCGCUCACCCAUGAGGCCAAGCUCAGGUCCCCGUGACUGCAGACACAGCCCCCAUGGAUGUUGUCCUGAUGGCCACACACCAUCUCUUGGGCCGCAGUGGCAAGGCUGUCCCCUGGCUGGGGCCUUGUGUCUUCAGAGCAGGUAUGGAUGCUGCCCGGAUGGGGUGUCUGCAGCUGAGGGGCCCCAGCAGGCUGGCUGCACCAGAUCUCACGGCAGUGACAAUACCGGGAACAGGCCAGGGUCCAGGGCAGUGGCUUCCAAGGUCCCUGAGAUCCACCACCAACCCCAGGCCCAUGAGGGCGAACCCAGUGAUUGUCGUGGCUCCCAGUUUGGCUGUUGCUAUGACAACGUGGCUUCUGCAGCUGGUCCCCUGGGGGAAGGCUGUGUGGGUCAACCCAACUAUGCCUACCCAGUGAGGUGUCUGCUGCCCAGUGCUCCUGGAUCGUGUGGAGACUGGGCUGCCCGCUGGUACUUUGUGCCGUCAGUGGGCCGGUGUAACCGCUUUUGGUAUGGCGGCUGCCACGGCAAUGCCAAUAACUUUGGGUCGGAGCAGGAGUGCAUGAAUAGCUGCCGGGAGCACCCCGGGCCCCGCCAUCCUGAGGCAGGUGCCUCUGGGCAUCGUGUCCACAUGAACGGUGGCCAGCGUGGUCCUGGAGGCCAGCAGGAACCUGAUUGGCACAGGACAAGAGCCACAGUCCCGAGACUGCCCUCACCUUCUGGAAGCCCUUGGCGGCGAGAAGAGGAGCCAGGGCCUGGGGAGACGCACUACCCCCCAGCCUAUGGAAACCGACCUGGAGAUCAGGACCUCCGGCUCAGAGUCCCUGGACUGGGUCGAGAUGCUGGACCACCAGUGCCGCCCACACAUAGCUCCUACAGGAUCAGCUUGGCAGGCUCGGAGCCCUCCCUGGUCCAGGCAUCUGUCGGGCAGGCGGUACAGCUCUUUUGCCCUGGCCACACCUCCCUAGAGUUCCAGACAGGGUGGCAGAAAGAUGGCCAGACCCUCUUCUCUGAUAGGUACCAGUUACAGCCAGAUGGCUCCCUCAUCAUCAGCCCCUUGAGGCCAGAGGAUGCUGGUGCCUAUAGCUGUGGCAGCCACAGACCAGGCCACGACCCCCAGAAAAUUCAGCUUCGAGUAACAGGGGGCGACAUGCCAGUGUUGUCCGAGGCCCAGCCAAGGCAGUUCCCUCAGACCAGGCACCCAGACCCUGGCCAUGGUCCUCGGGACUCUGGAGCAGAAGCUGGAGGCCCAGGGGUUAUCUCUUCCCCACACCUCAGGCCUGCCAGCAGGCUGCGUCUGGAUCGGACUCAGCCUGGGGUGGUGGAUGCCAGUCCUGGCCAGCGGAUCCGGCUGACCUGCCGUGCUGAAGGCUUCCCAGCCCCCACCAUCGAGUGGCAAAGAGAUGGGCAGUUGGUCUCUUCUCCCAGGCACCAGCUGCAGCCUGAUGGCUCUCUUGUCAUCAGCCGGGUGACUGUGGACGAUGGUGGCUUCUACACUUGUGUUGCCUUUAAUGGGCAGGACCGUGACCAGCGCUGGGUUCAGCUUCGAGUUCUGGGGGAGCUGACCAUCACAGGCCUGCCUCCUUCGGUGACCGUGCCAGAGGGUGACACAGCCAGGCUUCUGUGUGUGGUGGCUGGAGAGAGUGUGAACAUCAGGUGGUCCAGGAAUGGAAUCCCAGUGCAGGCAGAUGGCCACCGUGUGCACCAGUCUCCAGAUGGCACACUGUUGAUCCACAACCUGCGGCCCAGGGACGAGGGCUCGUACACAUGCAGUGCCUACCGUGGGAGCCAGGCUGUGAGCCGCAGCACUGAGGUGAAGGUGGCCCUGCCAGCACCAGUCGCUCAGUCCAGGGACCUGGGCAGGGAGUGCAUCGACCAGCCGGAGCUGGCCAACUGUGCCUUGAUCCUGCAGGCCCAGCUCUGUGGCAAUGAAUAUUACUCCAGCUUCUGCUGUGCCAGCUGUUCUCGCUUCCAGCCAAAUGCUCAGCCUGACUGGCAGCAGGGAUGAAGGCUAGCUGUGGCACCAGUUCCGGCUAGUUUGCUGGGGAGAAGGGAUGGUAAGACAUGGCUUGCAAAGGAGUCACCCCUCAGAUACUGGCCCUCUCAGGAAGCCAGGGUUAUGCCCCAGCCGCUGCCAGUGGCGGCCUCCCCCUGUAGUGCUCAGCAGAGUCUGUGUAUGACGUCAGGCUGCUGAGAAGAGGACUCCACCUGUACAGAACUCCUUUACACCUUCUCUUUAGAGUUCCUGCUGCGGUGAGGAUCCUUUAUCGGAAAUGCUUGGGACCAAAGUGUUGUAAACUUUUAAAUAUUUGCAGACUUUACUAGUUGAGCAUCCCUAAUCUAAAAUCUGAAAUGCUCGGAAGUCGGAAACACCCAAAUGCCAUGUCAGCCUGCGGAAACGUCUAGAAGUAUGUUUGAUUUUGAGUGAGGGAUGCUCAAUUUGUACAGAGGAUCCACUCACCACACUACAGAACAAGCUAGGUAGGAGGCAUGUGACAGUAGCAGUAGUGGCAACUGCUCAGUAUUCUACGCUAGAACCCAAAGCCACUGGGUCAGAUGGUGAGCUGUCUUCAAUACUAUCACUGUAUGGAGUUCAUAGUGAUGUUUGGGAAAGCUCUCAGCAAGGUGGAAUACAAUCAUCCGGCCUCACUUUAGGGACGUGGGGUGAAAAAGCCAGAUAGAUUGUAAUCUGAGUGUGAAGAUGCUGGGAAAGAACUAGGCUGCAGAGACGUGCCCUGAGGGGACACACAGUUCACUGGCCUGCUCUGGGCAGCAAAGAGCAGCCAUACUUCCUUCAGUGGGAACCUGUGGAGCAGAGUGUUGCUAGACCAGUGAGGGGGCUGGUGAGAUGGCUCAGUAUUAAAACAUUCACUGCCAGGCCUGAUGACCUGAGUAUGACCUAGAACCCACACUGGGAAUGGUGGUGCAUACCUAUAAUCCCAAUGCCUGGGAGGCUGAAGCAGGAAUGCCCCAGUGUGAGCCAGCCUGGGCCACAGAGUGAAACCCUGUCUCUAAACAACCCCAAACCCACAAAACCCAGCAUUAACAGGAUCGAGGGUGCAAUGUCACGACCGGGGAAGUGGUUUUUAUCUGGGAUGCAGGAAGGGAUCCUUCAUCUUUUAGAACCUCUGAUUUCUUAACACUCAAGGAAGAGGUCUGCACUUAGUGAGCUUCCAAGGCUUUCCCACUUUAACUCCUAGACUCUCCUAGAAGACUAUUUAGUAUCAAAGCUCUGACAUCGGCUGGAAAACAAGGCUGCAUGCAGAAGCGGUAUCUCAGGUCAUCUUGCUCAGAAAGGAGAGAGCUGUCUGCAGGUACAAGCAGGAAGCCUGAGCGGCAACAGUAAGUGCUCUAGACCAGGGUGCUUACCCUGCUAACCAGAGUAUGACAAACCGCCAGAAACUCCUCAAGAUUUGAAGCACAGCUUGGUCCCUCCCACUGAAAUUUUGAUUUAAUUGGGCUGGUGAGUAGUCUGGUGGUAUAGGUAUUUGUGUGCAUGCGCAUGCACGGUGGGAAAUCUCAGGCAUGCUGAGUUCACAUUCCACUAAGCUGCACCUCAGGGAAUUCCAAUGUACAGCCAAAGCUGAGAAGCAGUACUGUCAGGCAGUGGUGGCGCACUGAGAGGCAGAGGUAGGUGGAUCUGUGAGUUCGAAGCCAGCCAGGACUACGUAGUGAGACCCUGUCUAUCCAUACGGCACCCCUGCACCCCUGUGACUAAAAGUCCCAGUUUCUGUUGCAGACCUACUCUGAGCAUCACAGCCGCUGAUGCGCCCACGACAGCUAAGGACUAUACUAGUCCCAAACUAGAAAUUGGCAGUAGAGAGGAAUAAAAAACAACUAGAGGUUCACUUGCAAAUAAGAAUAGCCCUUCAUGGGCAAAAGCUUCUACCACGAACAUUUAUUUUGUUAAAGCAGAUUAUAAAUUCUCAUCAGUACAAAUAUAUAUAUGUAUAUAUAACUUACAUUUGAUUGUAAGGCCAACGUUCAAAAGUAAAAAUGAGAUGGGGUCUCACGUUGUUACCCGAGGUCAAGUAGCUGCAACUGGCAUGGGAUGUUCUGUUCAUGGCGGGGAGGACGGGGAAACAGACACACAGAGCAGAUAAAUCCAGAAUCCUCAUCCCUAUAAAACUUAUGGGAACAAAACUCUAAGUACAAAACCCAUUAAGACCCAUACUACAAA
Molecule: messenger RNA, 6773 nt
Organism: Alexandromys fortis (reed vole)
Lineage: Eukaryota; Metazoa; Chordata; Mammalia; Rodentia; Cricetidae
Gene: Papln
Product: papilin, proteoglycan like sulfated glycoprotein
Exons: 28
Coding region: 702-4601 (1299 amino acids)
Biological process (GO): proteolysis; extracellular matrix organization
Cellular component (GO): extracellular matrix
Molecular function (GO): metalloendopeptidase activity; serine-type endopeptidase inhibitor activity
Source: RefSeq, a predicted model, not a curated record